This is a messenger RNA of Monodelphis domestica (gray short-tailed opossum), 3513 nucleotides long. It is a transcript of the gene LRRC59, whose product is annotated as leucine rich repeat containing 59. The record is from RefSeq and is a predicted model, not a curated record. Gene Ontology annotation, molecular function: protein binding. Lineage: Eukaryota; Metazoa; Chordata; Mammalia; Didelphimorphia; Didelphidae.
UGGGGGCGGGCGAGCUGGGAUUUCACGUGCACCCCGCGGGAGCCUCCGAGGCACUAGGGGGCGGCAGGUUGAGAGAGCGCACGCGCGAAUCUCGCUGGCCCCACCCGAGGCGCCUCGAUCUCUCCCGGAGGGAAGACGUGGACACGGAAGUGGCUGGCGGCGGCCGUGACGGAGGCGGGAACAGGCUAGUGGGCAGCGGCGGCCGGCCACGGUAUCCCAGGCGGAGGCUGGCGGUGGCGGUGCCGGGUCCACGGAUACAAGGAGGUUGAAAAGGCCAGAGCGCGGCAUUGUCCAGGCCUCGACUGUCUAAGGUUGUACCCGGCAAACGGAUCCCCGGCCGUUAAACGGCCAUCGCGCGGAGCCUCGCGGAGCUCCUGGGCGCGUGCCCGCCGCCGGAAGCCGCCCCCUCCCCCUGCCGAGCCCGCGCUCGCCCCCGCCGCCCCCCCACUCCCCACACCUCCCGGAGCCAUGGCUAAGAGCGGAGGCAAGGGGGCUAGCCUGCGCGACAAGCUGGACGGUAACGAGCUGGACCUAAGCCUCGGAGACCUCACUGAAGUGCCCGUCAAGGAGCUGGCUGCUCUUCCAAAGGCCACAGUACUGGAUCUGUCCUGCAACAAACUGGCUUCUUUACCGUCUGAUUUCUGUGGACUAACGCAUUUGGUGAAACUGGAUCUGAGUAAAAAUCGCCUACAACAGCUGCCUGCUGACUUUGGCCGGCUGGUCAACCUACAGCACCUGGACCUCCUCAACAAUAGGCUUGUCACCUUGCCUGUCAGCUUUGCACAGCUUAAGAACCUGAAAUGGCUGGAUCUGAAGGAUAACCCUCUAGAUCCUGUCCUGGCCAAAGUAGCUGGGGAUUGCUUGGAUGAGAAGCAGUGUAAGCAGAGUGCUAUCAGGGUUCUGCAGCACAUGAAGGUUGUUCAGGCUGAUCAAGAGCGAGAGAAACAAAGGCGGCUGGAGGCCGAGAGAGAAAUAGAGAAAAAGCGGGAGGCCAAACAACGGGCCAAGGAAGCCCAAGAGCGAGAAGUGAGAAAGAAGGAGAAAGCGGAAGAGAAGGAACGUCGGAGAAAGGAGUAUGAUGCUGUCAAAGCAGCUAAUAAGAAGGAACAAGAGAAAAAACCCAAGAAGGAAACACAUCAGCCUGCAAAGGCCAAGUCUGGUUCCCGCUCUGUGAAGUCUCGCCCUCAAAAGCACUCUUGGUCCUGGGCUUUCUUAAAGCUGCUGCUGAUGGUGCUUCUCAGUGCCACAGGAGUUUUAGUUGCCUGUCAGGUGACAGAUCUACAGUGGCAGCCUUUUUGCAUCAAUGUGAACACCAUCUAUGAGAAUGUCAUCCAUGGGCUUCGCAGCCAUGAAAUCCUGCAGCGAGUCUUACAGCCAAACUCUCAGCAAUAAGUAUAUUAUCAGCAUCUGCUGCCUCAUCGUCUGUGGAGCCAGGAUUCCUAUGGAAUUGUGUUCUGCCAGACAUUACCUUUUAUAGCAUUGGACCUACUUAUCACCACCAACUGGCAUUCAAUUGGUACCUGAGACACCCAUUUUUAUGUCCUAGGAGAUCUAUGUUAGAACUUGCCUCUGUUCCUUAUGCAGGAUUCUGUUCCCUUUAGAUUUAGAAAAUGGGAAGGUGGGGGUGGGGUGGGGGGAGCAGUAGUCUGCAUGUUUAAAGGAAUAAGCUGGAGGGGAGGAGAUGAAUACCCCUCUUUUCUAAUCCAGGUAUCCAAAGCUAUGUAAAGGUGAGGCAUAUUUUUACUAAAUGGUCAGCUGUCUCCACAUUUAUAUUUUUGUAUGUCACAAACCUAUCCACUCAUAACUUCUUGGGCCAGGAUCUCACUGACGACAAAAACCAGAUCAGGAGACAACAUGUAGAACUUGCCAUUGAGAUAAAAUACCUAUUUUCUUAUAUAUCAGACACUAAAGCAAUUUGGUAACCACAGAAAUAAUGGAUUUUUUGAUAGCCAGAUUGGGUCUUGGCAACCAUUUAGUCUAACCCCUUGAUUUUAUAGUGACUUAAGCAGUGACAAAGCCUGAAUCCAUCUGUCCCAAUCCAGUGUUGAAACUUUUCAACAUAUCCAAACUCUCAGGAGGCUAGAUAUGGCCUGGCUUAUUAGCACCGAAGAAAGAAAUCACCUUUGACUGAUCAGUGGUGACCAAGAACUAGUUUUUUUAGCCUGCCAUAGGCCUUUGUUGUAGCUCAUGCUAACUUUUACAUUCCUGCCACUUCCAGAAAACCAGGGCUAUCUGAAGAGUCAUCCUUAUAAUAGAAAAGGAAACCUUUUUGUCGCUGCUUAUCUAGAGGUCAAGAAAAGAAGCCAGAUUAUCUGCAGCAUGCGUCAUUCUUGGAGUAGAUGCUGCUUUACUGAGACUAAGACUUAUAAACAAGUUUAGUUUCUGUUCCCCUGCUUCUUAGCACAAGGUUUAUGAGGUAGGAUAUAAGCAAUACUGUGCAAAAUUUAAAAUUUUGCCUCUUAAAGCCAGCCAGAGCUGUCUCAAAGCCAGUUUAAGCUAGAUUAAAUAUGGGGUUAAUUUCGCUUUAGGUCUUUUUCUCAGGGAGAAAGGGAUAAUCUUUGCCCCUUGAUGAUGCUUAUUCACUGGAAAAAUUCCCGUUUUAAAAAGAAAAACUGGGACAGCAAAGGGAAAACACCACCAACCAUCCCAGAGAUAAAACCAAGUGUUUUAGCACAGUGAUAGGGAACUCUGCCUACCUGUAAGGGCUCUCCUAGCAUUGAGAAAUGAUUUUUAUUUCCUAUUUUCACUAUUUCUAUUUGAAACACUGCACAAGUGGUAGUAAAAAAUGACUUUUUUUUUCCCUUCAGGCACUGGGACCAUUUUUCUAAUUACUUUAUUGUAUAAGCACAUAACUAAGUACACAAAGUUAUACCGUGAUCCACCCCCUGCCCAGAUGAUAGGUAUUACCAUUCCAUGUUAGGUGAGGGAAUUGGUUAUAGUGAGCAAGCCCACAGAUGAACCCACUAAGAGCUUUAACUUUCCAUUCCAAUCACAAUUGUUAGAAUUUCCUAAACUUUAUAAUGGACAGUUUUUAGGUUUUUAUAAUUGUUAUUAAAUAAGUGUCUUGUGGGAUAUCUUUGAUCCAUUUGCAUGUAGAUUUAACUUUUUGCCUAGUUUGUUGGGUAGGGAAGGAUUUCAUAAAUUGACAAUGGGGGACAGGUCUCUGGAUCAUCCUCCUAUAUUUAGUCAUGUUAGCUUCCAUCAGGAAGGGAAAUGAAGUUGAACUGACAGGAUCACUGCUCCCAUUUAUUCCUACAAAAGGAUAUUAGAGUAUUUUCAACCAUCAAUUUUGAUUAGGAGUCAUUCUGUGCCAUCCAGAAUGAGUUCUGGCUGCAAAGUGGUCAUCUGAAAAUAGAUGCGCCUAGAGAUCUCUGGUCCAACUCGACGAGAAGUAGAUGUUACACCUUCUCCUCGGCGCACUUGGAUGUCUGCAAGUAGAUUGUGACAUUCUUGCUCGGAUAAACACUGCUGAUAUGCCUAAAAAAACCCAAUAAAUGAGAUAAUUAGCCCUUA